Molecule: messenger RNA, 2949 nt
Organism: Symbiodinium necroappetens
Lineage: Eukaryota; Dinophyceae; Suessiales; Symbiodiniaceae
Source: the annotation of a GenBank genome assembly
AUGAAGGGUGCGGCAAGUGACGACGUGUCAGAUUGGAUAGCAAGCCAGGUGGAGGACCAGCUAGCCUGUGCCUGGCACUUGGUCGUCGACCGGCUCAACUCCACGAGCCAAGGUCAGCUUUCCUUUGCUUGUGCCAUUGUCGGCAGUGUCCUUGUCCUCUGCGGUUCCACAUUGGUAAAGCCAGUCUUCGUCACAUCGCUUUCUGUGGCCCUGGCAGUGCGCAUUGAGGAGGUGGCUGCGACACAGCAAAGCAGCACAGCUGGAGGUAUAUGCGCGGUGCUCGUUGCAGCGUGCUCCUGUGUACUGGCACAUCGCUUCUAUCCAGUGGUGCUCUUCCUUGCAGGGGGCUUCGCUGCAGGACUAGGCACCAUUUUCCUGCGCGAAUCCUUGAACCUCGAGCAUGCCCAGAAAGAGCUGCUGGCACUGAGCGUGCUGGUCGCAGUUGCUGGUGGCUUGCUGUUGAAGGAGUUCCGCUUGGCAGGAUGGUGCUUGCUGACUCCUGUGGUCGGUGCCUACCUGCUGGCGACGAGCUGCCAGUUCUGGGAAGAGGAUCGUGCAGGUCGCCAUGCGAUGUGGAGUUCGGUUGGGGCAGGAAACUCUCUGCUUUUUGCCGCAAUCUGGAGCCUGGGGACUUUGCUUGGCUGGUACUGCCAGCUCAUUGGCCCGGCUUUUGGUGAAGAUCCUUUAAAGCUUCCUGCCGCCCUAGAGCGCAAGCUGCAGCACUUCCACGUCCAGUUUCCGUUCCUUCUGGAUGCUGCAGGCCAGGUUCCGGCGCGGCAGAGAAGAACUUCGCAGGAUACUUCGACCGCCUACCUGACAGAACCUUUCCUGAAAGGUGCUGCGCGAUUAGAUGCCAAAGCGCGACCUGGAAAAGGCUGGUCUGGCGCGCCAAAGCUUCUGAUCAGCUUCGGCGCGGUGAUCGUGCUGCUGCUGAACGCUGCCUUGAUCAGUCAGCCGGUUCUCGUCCUGGGCCAUGCUGUUCUGAUGUCUUUGGCUUUCCUCCCAUUGACAACGGCAGGUCUCCUGAGCUAUGCCAGAGAUCGGACCGGUGGCCUUGUCAUGGAGCCUCUUCUUCGGCAUGCUGCGCAUGCAUCCUUGGGCGUGCUGGUGCUACUUUGUGCCAUUUUGGGGUGCCUGUCCAUGUACUGGAAGAGGCUCUGUGCUGCAGAGCCGCGACUGUCGCCAACUUGGAGCAGCAGAUUCCAUGUCUUCGUAGGCUACGCAGUCCUCAUGCUGCUUUUUGCAUGCAGCUGCUCUGGUGCCGCCAAGCUGGUCGCUCUUCAAAGAGGAAGCGAGCGGCAAGAUGUCGGGACUUGCCACUCGGUCUUGGGAAAGCUCAUCUUCAUCCUGGCCGCUUUCAACCAGGUGCAAGGCUGCUUCCUGCCAGACCUGCUGCCGGUCUGGGUGGCAUCACUUCUCACUGUGCUGCUGGUGAUUUGUGUGACCGCUGUGCUGGCUUUCCUGUGCAGUCCGCCACCGACAAUCCCACCGAGAGCUGCAGCCCCCGUCAAGGAGGAGGUUCGGCGAGCACAGCUGCUGGGUCGGCUGAUCCGUGGCCAGGCCCCAUCUAAACUUCAUCAUGGUGCGCAGCGCAAGCUGGCACGACGCGAUUGGGAUGCUGUCGUUGCGGCCUUCGAGGUGCAGGACACUGCCAACAUGGUGUCGCUAUGCUUCCUUCGCUGGCACCGCUUUGCGCAGUCAGCGCACAUAACGAAAGCCCAUGCUGAUCUGCGAAGCAGCGACAACAUCGUGAAUUUCUUGUCCUCGACCUUGCUGGGCGAGAUGAGUCGGUUGCCCCUGAGCCUUCUGACAUGGUGCCUUGUGAUAUCCUGGGUCAUGCCGCCCGGCAAGUCUUCGGUGCGCGAUUGCGAUGAGAAGGAGCUGGUCGUGGAAGAAUCCGUGGACAGCCUGGGCUUCGGCUUCGUCGAUUUGCCGCCAACGAAGUAUGCCCCGUUAGUCAUCAAGAACGUGAAGAAGGACUCCUGGGCUGCUGAUGCUGGCAUCCUGGUGGGAAGCGAGCUUCUUGAGUUGAACGGCCAGGAAGCGGGCCAGAUGUCUGCCGAAGACUUCCGAGCAGCAUUGAAGCAGCGGCCACUCCGAGUGAAAUUGGCACCGCCGAUGGCCGAAGCCUGGAAACAAGUGGCAAACUUCCAACAGCAGGUGGUAACUCUGAGUCUUCAAAAGGUCCACCUCCAGCAAGCCCUGAAGGACGAGAGCGAGCGAGUGAAGAAGGAGCUUGGCAUUUGCACGGCCCUAGAGAAGUCCAACAGCCUCCAGCACAAGGCACAGCGGGUCAAGGACCUGGCCGAAAGAGAUUUGGAGAGACGAGCGCUGGAGGAGCGCCUUUUGGCCUUGCAGGCCGAGCUCGACGCGAAGAAGGCGGAGCUCGAGGGGCCGAAGGGCGACGCCCAGGAAGAGGAGUCCAGGCGCCGAGCUGACCUCGAGCGAGAGACUGCGGAAGUGCAAGAGACGAAGGCUGCUUUGGAUGCCGAGCGCGCGGCCUUGCAGCAGGAAAAGACGCAAGUGGCGAAGCAGAGCUCCGAGCUCGAGGCCCUUCGGAUCCAGCUUGAAGCAAAAGCCAGCGCUCAAGCCCAGCGGGAGGCCGAGCUCGACACGAAAGAGGCAUCCGUGCGUGAGGAGCUGGAACGUCUGGAGUCUCUGGCUGCUCUUGAGGUUGUCGAAGAGGAGCUCUCCAAAGGGCGCGCAUCGCUGUUGGCUGCACAGCCUUUGCUACAGCUUCUGGAAGCAGAGGUGGAAGGUGACACGGGAUCUGCAAGCCCUGGCAGCCCGCCACGACCUGCAAGCCCCUCGAGAUCGCAAAGACCCUCGCAGACCUCCACAAGGAUGUCGAUUGCUAGGCAGUCGCUCACUGCAGCCAGAAUGACGCAGCUCAAGGCAGCAGCAGCGCCCGUGCAGGAAGCAGAUGAUGAUUCCGAAGAGAUGUUCUGA